Messenger RNA from Jatropha curcas, 2766 nucleotides. RefSeq names its product galacturonosyltransferase 1 (gene GAUT1). NCBI's taxonomy places the organism in Eukaryota, Viridiplantae, Streptophyta, Magnoliopsida, Malpighiales, Euphorbiaceae. The record is from RefSeq and is a predicted model, not a curated record. Gene Ontology annotation, molecular function: polygalacturonate 4-alpha-galacturonosyltransferase activity.
GGCCUUGGUUGGUUUCUGAAAAAAGAAAAAAAAAAAUUAUGGCCGGUAAUAAUGCGGUGGAGAGAGAGAGAGAGAAGAGAAGAGAAGAGGAGAAGAAAAGCAAAUUCCGAAAGUGAAGAUAGGUGUUCUUAUCCAAUCCAAUAAACUCUCUCUUUCUCUAGAGUUACGUUUUGAUGAAAAUUGAUAAUUUUGAAAUUUAAUUCUAAUCACAACUCUUUUACUCUCUGCAUUUUGCUUCGUUUACACGCUUUCCCACUUUCACUCCCAUUCUUGUCUCUUCCUUCAAAUGCAUUCCCGCUAGAUCUCUUCUCAUUUUCGCUCGUUUUCAUAGGCAAUGGCGUUGAAGCGUGGAUUUUCUGGUGUCGGCAUCCACAGGAACCGAGGUGGAGCCGGAGGCGGUGGAUCUCGGUUGCCGAUUGCACUUGUCAUUUUCUUCUCUAUUCUUGCGCCGUUGAUUUUUUUUGUUGGCCGGGGACUUCAUACAAAUGCUUCGAUUGAUCAAAAUAGUAUCCCUGUUGGUUCCAAUAAGCAGGACUUGGAUUGGAGAGAACGGCUGGCCUUGCAGCAUGUUAAAUCUCUUCUCUCAAAAGAGGUCAUUGAUGUUAUCAAAGAAAGCACAGCUGAUCUGGGACCUUUAAGCCUUGAUGCGUUCAGAAAAAACAAUUUGUCAGCUUCAUGGAAAGUUGUAGGUGUGGAGACAUUAGUCAAGAAUACCAGCACUUCUGAGCCAAACAAACCAGCUGCAGUUGCCAAGCAAGAGGCACCUAAGAGCAAAGGGGAUGACUUCUCUGAUGAUCAUUCUCAAUCCAGUGACUCACCUGCCAAAUUACUUCGAAGGCAACUGAGAGAGAAAAGGUGGGAAAAGCGUGCCGCGGAGUUGGUACGACAAGACAAUGAAGUGAUUUUGAAGCUGGAAAAUGCAGCCAUCGAACGUUCUAAAUCAGUUGACUCUGCUGUUCUUGGCAAAUACAGUAUAUGGAGGAAAGAAAAUGAGAAUGAGAACUCUGACUCAACAGUACGCAUAAUGCGGGAUCAGAUGAUAAUGGCAAGGGUGUAUAUCAGUAUUGCAAAGAUUAAGAACAACCUUGACUUGCACCAAGAGCUACAGACUCGACUUAAAGAGAGUCAGCGUGCUGUAGGAGAAGCAACAGCUGAUUCUGAUCUGCAUCACAGUGCUCCUGAAAAAAUGAAAGCUAUGGGCCAAGUGCUGUCAAAAGCAAGAGAGCAAUUGUACGAUUGCAAGUUGGUUACGGGAAAGCUUAGAGCAAUGCUUCAAACGGCAGAUGAGCAAGUUAGGAGCUUAAAAAAACAGAGCACAUUCUUGAGUCAGUUAGCUGCCAAAACAGUUCCAAAUGGAAUCCAUUGCUUGUCUAUGCGCCUAACAAUAGAAUAUUAUCUUCUUCCUCCAGAGAAGAGGAAGUUCCCCAGAAGCGAGAAUUUGGAAAAUCCUAAUCUUUACCAUUAUGCUCUUUUCUCUGACAAUGUCUUGGCUGCGUCUGUCGUUGUCAACUCAACCAUCACGAAUGCCAAGGAUCCUGCAAAACAUGUAUUCCAUCUUGUUACUGAUAAGCUUAACUUUGGAGCUAUGAAUAUGUGGUUUCUGCUGAACCCUCCAGGAAAAGCCACAAUCCAUGUUGAAAAUGUUGAUGAAUUCAAGUGGCUCAACUCAUCCUACUGUCCAGUUCUGCGGCAGCUCGAAUCUGCUGCAAUGAAAGAGUAUUAUUUCAAGGCAAAUCAUCCAACCUCUCUUUCAUCUGGUUCUUCAAACCUGAAGUACCGGAACCCAAAGUAUCUUUCAAUGCUGAACCACCUGAGAUUCUAUCUUCCUGAGGUCUAUCCCAAGUUGGAUAAGAUCCUGUUUCUUGAUGAUGACAUUGUUGUUCAGAAAGAUUUAACCGGACUAUGGUCAGUAAAUCUGGGUGGAAAGGUGAAUGGGGCAGUGGAAACCUGUGGUGAAAGUUUUCACCGCUUUGAUAAGUAUCUAAACUUCACAAAUCCUCAUAUUGCAAGAAACUUUGAUCCGAAUGCUUGUGGAUGGGCAUAUGGGAUGAAUAUUUUUGAUCUUAAAGAGUGGAAAAAGAGGGAUAUAACCGGCAUAUAUCACAAGUGGCAAAAAAUGAAUGAAGAUAGGGUGCUCUGGAAGCUCGGAACAUUGCCCCCAGGUCUAAUUACAUUCUAUGGUCUGACACAUCCACUUGAGAAGUCAUGGCAUGUCCUUGGUUUGGGUUACAAUCCAAGUGUUGAUCGGUCAGAGAUUGAUAAUGCAGCUGUUAUACACUAUAAUGGCAACAUGAAGCCAUGGCUAGAGAUAGCAAUGACAAAAUAUCGGACGUACUGGACCAAGUACAUCAAGUAUGAUCAUCCAUACCUUCACAGCUGCAAUCUGAGUGAAUGAACUCGAUCAAAUUCACUAAGGUACAGCCAAAUGGUGUUCAUUCUCUCUGUGCAAAUACGAGUGCUGAUGAACUGAUUUAGAACAUGAGAAGGAAAUGCAGUUGAAGGAAUGCAGUUGAAUUUUCUGUGCUGCAUUUCCUUCUAGCCCAUAUUGUUUCUUAAUUGUAAUUCAUUAAAUUUGUUUUUCAUUACCCCUUAUCCAUUUGAACUAGGUAAUAGAGAUUAUGCAUUGCUGACCUGUAAAAUAGCAUACAACGCAGUUCUUUUCUUCUUCUCGCUCCCCCUUUUCAUUUCUUUAGAGCUCGUGUUCGAUUUCCGACAGUACCAGUAAAGCUUUUAUAUAAAAGUGAAUGUGUCGAAUUCUUUUUACAA